CUUCGCAAUGACUUGCUACAUCUUUCUCCUUGUAAGUCUUCAAGCAUUCCAUAAUGACUUGUAGUACAGCUUCAUAGCGAAAUUUAAGCUUACGUCUGUUCUGCUUUUUGCUGAAGGUUACAAAGAAAUCAAAUGUCCAAAGCUGGGGAAUGAUGAACUAGACGCAGAUUACAGAGAGAGACUAAGAAAUGUCAUGGCUGAUUUUGCACCAAAAGCGAGUGGCGAGGAUCCAGCUCUCUUAGGAAAAAAUCUGAAGUUUGUUCGUAACACGCAAACGAUCGACGAAUCGGUGAAGGAUAAGCUGACUACCUAUACUAUCACAAUACUUGAGAAGUGUGGUGGCGAGAUUCCAAAAGAAGCCAAAAAAGUCGGUUGUAAUUUCGUCAAGGAAGGCACUACCUACAAUACUUUAUGUCUUUUCAAGCUCUAA
Strongylus vulgaris is the source of this 430-nucleotide messenger RNA. NCBI's taxonomy places the organism in Eukaryota, Metazoa, Nematoda, Chromadorea, Rhabditida, Strongylidae. The record is from the annotation of a GenBank genome assembly.